Messenger RNA from Closterium sp. Naga37s-1, 738 nucleotides. NCBI's taxonomy places the organism in Eukaryota, Viridiplantae, Streptophyta, Zygnematophyceae, Desmidiales, Closteriaceae. The record is from the annotation of a GenBank genome assembly.
AUGCGGACAGGCGGGCGGCGCGGCGCGCUGGCUGGCGGGCGGCGCGGCGCGCUGGCUGGCGGGCGGCGCGCUGGCUGGCUGGCGGGCGGCGCGGCACGCUGGCUGGCGGGCGGGCGGCGCGGUGCACUGGCGUGGCGCGCUGGAGUGCGCGCCGGCGUGGCGCGCUGGCGUGCGCGCUGGCGUGACGCGCUGGCGGGCGCGCUGGCGUGCGCGCUGGCGAGGCGCGCUGGCGUGCGCGCUGGCGGGGCGCGCUGGCGUGACGCGCUGGCGGGCGCGCUGGCCGUGCACGCUGGCGGGGCGCGCUGGCGUGCGGAUUGGCGGGCGCGCUGGCGUGCGCGCUGGCGUGACGCGCUGCCGGGCGCGCUGGCGUGCGCGCUGGCGGGGCGCGCUGGCGUGCGCACUGGCGGGCACGCUGGCGUGCGCGCUGGCGUGCGCGCUGGCGUGACGCGCUGCCGGGCGCGCUGGCGUGCGCACUGGCGGGGCGCGCUGGCAUGCGCGCUGGCGGGGCGCGCUGGCGUGCGCGCUGGCGUGACGCGCUGGCGGGCGCGCUGGCGUGCGCGCUGGCGGGGCGCGCUGGCGUGCGCGCUGGCGGGGCGCGCUGGCGUGCGCGCUGGUGGGGCGCGCUGGCGUGCGCGCUGGCGUGCGCGUUGGCGGGCCUUCUGGCUAGGGCACUGGCGGGCCUGCUGGCUAGCGUGCUUAGGGCAGACGGGGGGGGGGGGGGGGGCACGCCAAGGCUAG